Molecule: messenger RNA, 2898 nt
Organism: Fusarium sp. VM40
Lineage: Eukaryota; Fungi; Ascomycota; Sordariomycetes; Hypocreales; Nectriaceae
Source: the annotation of a GenBank genome assembly
AUGGCCCUGGACCUCCAAGACGGCUUCGUCGCCGCCAAUGGCGCCCCAGCAGAUCUCGAAGAGCCCAUCUUCACUGUAGAGCGCGUUCAGCUGCAGUUUUCGGUGGCUGCCGAUUUCGUUGCGGCCCAAGUUGCCAAUAAUGUCAUCGUCCUCGCCCUUUCCAAUGGACGCAUCCUCCGUAUUGAUCUAGAACGACCUGAGGAUAUUGACGAUAUCGACCUGCCCAAGAAACCAUCCGAGAUUGGCAUGAUACGGCGCAUGUUCCUCGAUCCUACAGCAUCACAUCUGAUUGUUUGCACCGCCCUCGGCGAGAACUAUUACCUCCAUUCCCAGUCAAAACAUCCCCGACCACUUGGACGCCUCCGAGGCGUUUCGAUCGAGAGUGUAGCGUGGAAUCCCUCGUUGCCGACAGCCUCGACACGUGAGAUAUUGAUUGGUGCAUCUGAUGGCAAUAUCUAUGAGGCCUUCAUCGAGACGUCAAAGGAGUUUUACAAGAAGGAGGUUAAGCAUCUAAAGAACCUGCACAAACUUCCCGAUGGACCCAUCACAGGAUUAUGGGUAGACAACCUCCAGAAUAACAAGUCCGACCUUCGGAGGGUGGUAAUAGCAACUCAGACGCGCUUGUUCCAUUUGGUUGGGAGAAUAGGGUUUGGUCAUGACGGCUCAGGGUCUGUUUACACCAGGCUUUUUGAGUCGGAGCAGCCAGUUGUUCACGAAUUAUCACGGACAGCGUCAGGGGCGCCUUCAAGUCUCGCGGUUUCUCCUGACGCGCCCGAGUCGGGUCCAUACGAUGACGACGUUCCUGAUCGAGCAUAUGCCUGGUUAUCCUACCAAGGCGUGUUCCAUGGCAGACUAUCAAAUACGCCCGCAGACAGCAACCUCGGCACCAAGGUCUUUUCAGAGUCGAAGAUGCUCUCCAGGGCUCAAAUUCUUACACCUGAGAACAGCGAGCGGCGAGUUACAUCGACUGAGGCAAUCGAUGCUAUCGUACUCACGCAGUGGCACAUUGUUCACUUGGUUGGGGGGCGUGUGAUUACAACCAACCGUCUCACGGGAAAGAUGGUUUCUGAACACGAUGUGAUCGGCCAGGGGCAAAAGCCUCUGGGCUUCUCUGUGGACAUGCAAAAGAACACAUUCUGGCUAUUUACAUCGGACGAGAUUUUUGAGAUUGUGGUCCGUGACGAGGAGAGAAAUAUUUGGGAGAUCAUGACAAAGCUACAGCAGUUUGAGCCAGCUCUACAACAUGCCCGGACACCACUGCAGAAGGAGAUUGUUGCGGCUUCGUACGGUGAUCACCUUGCCAGCAAGGGGCAUUGGCUUGAGGCUGCCACAGUCUACGGUCGCAGCAAUAAGCCUUUCGAGGAUAUUGCCUUGAGCAUUAUCGACAACAACCAACCAGAUGCGUUGAGAAAAUUCCUGCUGACAAAGUUGGCCUCGCUCAAGAAAUCAGCCGUGAUGCAGCGCAUGAUGAUUGCGGGCUGGUUGAUCGAGGUGUUCAUGUCCAAGCUCAACUCGUUGGAUGACACGAUAAAUACACAGGCUGAGCCAGCAGAACACCACAACUCGACCGAAUCUCGUAAGCUGCUCGAAUCUGUCAACAAAGAAUUCAGAGACUUUGUUGACAAGUACAAGAGCGAUCUCGAUCGGAAAAUGGUAUACGAUGUCAUUAGCAGCCAUGGCCGUGAAGGGGAGCUUCUCUACUUUGCGAAUGCGGUCAACGACUACAACUACGUUCUCUCUUAUUGGGUACAGAGGGAGAGAUGGGUUGAUGUUCUGAAUGUCCUGAAGAAGCAGACAGACCCCGAAGUAUUUUAUCGUUACAGCAGCGUUCUCAUGACAUACGUCGCACCAGAGUUGGUUGAGAUCUUGAUGAGGCAUUCCGAUCUCAAACCUCGAAACCUCAUUCCUGCAUUCCUCCAGUACAACCGGACAUUUACGGGUGGGCCAAACGCACAGAAUCAGGCUGUAAGAUACCUCAACUAUGCGGUGUACCAACUCAAUUCAAAGGACGCGGCCGUACAUAACACCCUUGUGUCGAUUUACGCAUCCCAUGCGUCAAAAGAUGAGUCAGGGCUUUUAUCAUAUCUACAAGCACAAGGUGAUGAGCCUCGCUACGAUCCCGAUUUCGCCCUUCGACUUUGCAUUCAGCACCACCGAACACUAUCGUGCGUCCAUAUUUACACUAGCAUGGGACAAUACCUUCAAGCAGUUGAUCUGGCUCUCUCGCAUGGCGAGGUUGAGCUAGCAGCAGUUAUUGCCGACCGCCCCAUGUCAAACCCACAGCUGCGCAAACGUUUGUGGCUUGCGGUAGCACGGAGGGUCAUCUCUCAGUCGAACGGGAUUAAGACAGCUAUUGAGUUCCUCAAGAGGUGUGACCUGCUCAAGAUUGAGGAUCUCAUCCCGUUCUUCCCUGAUUUCGUUGUCAUUGACGACUUCAAGGAGGAGAUUUGCGCCGCGCUGGAGGAUUACAGCCGUAAUAUCGAUAACCUGAAGAAAGAGAUGGAUGAAUCGUCGCAAACUGCUACAAAUAUCAAGGUUGACAUCGCUGCGCUCGACCAUCGUUACGCAAUCGUGGAGCCUGGAGAGAAGUGUUAUACCUGCGGGCUGCCCCUGUUAAGUCGACAGUUCUUUGUCUUUCCCUGCCAGCACUCAUUCCACUCGGACUGCCUGGGCCGCAAGGUGCUGGAGCAGGCAGGUGUCGGGAAGUCAACACGGAUCAGAGAACUUCAGACACAGAUACAGAAGGGUUUGGUAAGCGGCGCACAGAGAGAGACUGUGGUAGCGGAACUGGACGCUCUUGUUGCGUCUGCUUGUAUUCUUUGCAGUGACCUCGCUAUCAAGAGGAUUGAUGAGCCCUUCAUUACACAUAACGACAAUGUUAACGAAUGGGUUUUGUAA